Molecule: messenger RNA, 1157 nt
Organism: Exophiala viscosa
Lineage: Eukaryota; Fungi; Ascomycota; Eurotiomycetes; Chaetothyriales; Herpotrichiellaceae
Product: RTA1 like protein-domain-containing protein
Exons: 1
Coding region: 102-947 (281 amino acids)
Cellular component (GO): membrane
Source: RefSeq, a predicted model, not a curated record
UUCAAGACUUUCAAUACAUCCGAUUGCCACUUUUAUACUCAAGAACCCUGAUUGAGAUCAUCUUCUCUCCGAUACAUCGACUUACAAGCUGAAAGGCAGAUAUGGUUCACCUCAAGCCUGUUGAUGGGACAGGCAUCUACCUCUGGAAAUACCUACCUUCGUUACCUCUUGCCAGCAUAUUCCUCGGACUCUUCACAAUCAUGACGAGCCUACUCUGCUGGCGCAUGAUCAAAACACGGCUAUGGUUCUCUGCGGUCUUUGCUGCUGGUGGAUUGUGUCAAAUCAUCGGCUACACCGCCCGAAUCUUUUCUUACUGGCAUACCGACCAGAUUGGGCCUUACAUUGUCCAGAGCAUGUUCAUCCUCCUCGCACCUGUAUUGUACGCAGCCUCCAUAUACAUGGUUCUUGGACGGCUCACCCGCAGCGUACAUGGGGAGCGGUUCUCCGUCGUGCAUCCCAGGUGGAUAACAAGGCUAUUUGUCUUGGGGGACUUCCUGGCCCUAAACGUGCAGGGCAAUGGGGCUGGGUUGAUGGCGAAGCAGAAAACACAGAAGAUUGGACAAGGCAUCGUCGUCGCGGGCUUGUUCGUCCAGCUGAUGAUCUUUGGAUUCUUCAUCGUUGUGGCAGCAGUCUUCCACGUCAGGAUGCGGAGAUCUCGUGCCAAAGAGCCACGGUCGAGCACAGAUAUUCCGUGGAGACAAGGGUUGGCCAUGCUCUACGCCUGCAGCGGGCUGAUCAUCGUGAGAUCGAUCUUCCGUGUCGUGGAGUAUAUCAUGGGCACGGACGGGUACCCCUUGACGCACGAGUGGACAAUAUACGUCUUCGACGCAGCACCCAUGUGGACUGUACAGGUAAUCUUCUUUUUGUGGUUCCCAGACAAAUUGAACAAAGCAAGUGAGGGUGGUGAGGAUGGUCAGAUGCUCGUGGGGGAAGUGAGUCGCCGAUGAGAAAACCCUACUGGCGAAAGGGUUUUCAACAAGACCAUUGCAACGACCAUUCAAUACCUAGGAUAAAUGUAUUUCAUUCGACCUACCCAGGGUGAAUGUAUAUUUGUCAUUGGCAGCAGGGACACUACAUCGGUACGCCACUUGCGGCAUGGCGUUGACUGGAGUCUGGUGCAGGAUAUCUCGGGUUGUGAAAACAAUACAGUGAUCAGU